Messenger RNA from Colletotrichum abscissum, 981 nucleotides. RefSeq lists its product as uncharacterized. The coding region runs from base 1 to 981 and encodes 326 amino acids. The transcript is spliced from 3 exons. NCBI's taxonomy places the organism in Eukaryota, Fungi, Ascomycota, Sordariomycetes, Glomerellales, Glomerellaceae. Gene Ontology annotation, biological process: positive regulation of transcription by RNA polymerase II; DNA-templated transcription. Gene Ontology annotation, molecular function: zinc ion binding; DNA-binding transcription factor activity, RNA polymerase II-specific; sequence-specific DNA binding. The record is from RefSeq and is a predicted model, not a curated record.
AUGGGGGCAAUCGGCUUCUUAUCACGAAAUGCAAUGGCCGAGCCCCGAGAUAAUUCCGAUGAUCUACCCAGGAAGUUUUCCUUAGCAGAGGUGAUCUCCGGGGCCUUGGCUAUUGAUGGACGCGACCCAUCCACAGCUAUGCCGGCACCUCAAACUCCUGAUAUGAACAGUCGCCUCAGUUCAGAGAGCCGGGAUCUAACGCUUGAGCAUGUCCGGAAAUUCCUGGAAUGGCCAAUCAUUAUGCCAUACAUCGACAAGGACAUUUAUCUCCGGCAAUGUGAGGAUGUUAUGGCAUGUAGAACUGACUGCCAUGCUGCACAGAGCCCUCCGCCAUUACAUGUUUUCAAUCUUCACAUGGCUUGCGCUAUUGGAAUUUCGCUCUCUCCGACUUCUACUCACCUUUCAUUUCUUAACGCAAGCCUUCACUCUGCCGCCCUCGGCGAACUUCCUUCCAUCUUGCGCACCGAAUCGACCCUUGAGCACAUACACUGCAUGAUCAUGCUUACCAUCUACUCUCUUUAUAACUCCUCCGGUGGCUCUGCCUGGCAUUUAUUAGGUCUGGCUAUGAAAACAUGUAUCUCGCUCGAUCUGCACCGAGAGCCAGACGUGAACUCGAGCAUUGGGCUACCUGAAGCUGACAGACGGCGAUGGUUGUUUUGGGCCGUGUACUCCUUUGACCGCAUGCUCAGCCUUGUCAUGGACCGCCCUUUGAGCAUCCAGGAUGAUUACAUUUCGGUACAACGGAAGACGAUGGCCUAUCCAUUACAACGGAGACGCCGCAUCAAAUAUCGCAAACCAUUCGCUAUCUUGUACUCUACUCUCAACUGGUUUCAAGUAUCCGGUCAGGAAGACGAGAGGACAUUCUACUUACCUACAGUAAUAUCGUUCAUUGGAGAGAUCUACCUCCCAACGUUGAUCGUCAAUCGCCUUCUGCUCCGCAUCUUCUGUAUCUUUUUGAACAGCUAUCUUGUCGGGCAUUGA